AUAGAGAGAGGGCAAGAAAGCUACCGGUUAGGGCUGGUUUGUGGAUGAGAGGGUUGGAAAAUGUGAGGUGUGUGAGCUUGGUGGGGGGUAAUAGGUUGGAGAGGGUUGUCUGUGGGCUAUCAAUGAGAGAGGGAACAAGUGGGGGUCGGAGAGAGAGCUUUAGUGUAAGAGAGAGAGCUUGGGUAUUGUGGUAUGGUGGCUAG
Molecule: messenger RNA, 203 nt
Organism: Dovyalis caffra
Lineage: Eukaryota; Viridiplantae; Streptophyta; Magnoliopsida; Malpighiales; Salicaceae
Source: the annotation of a GenBank genome assembly